Messenger RNA from Acanthopagrus latus (yellowfin seabream), 2688 nucleotides. It is a transcript of the gene nkrf, whose product is annotated as NFKB repressing factor. Gene Ontology annotation, molecular function: nucleic acid binding. Gene Ontology annotation, cellular component: nucleolus; nucleoplasm. The coding region runs from base 172 to 2544 and encodes 790 amino acids. The transcript is spliced from 4 exons. The record is from RefSeq and is a predicted model, not a curated record. Lineage: Eukaryota; Metazoa; Chordata; Actinopteri; Spariformes; Sparidae.
AAUUAUUCAUUUAUUUAUUUUAAAUCAAGGCGAAGUUCUUCAUUGUGUUUAACGAGCUUCCACAGUGUGAUCACUUGUCCUGUCUGUAAACAGGUGCAGGACAGAGAUAUAAAUCGGACCAAAGGCUACACCUUAAGGUAUGGCCCGGAUUUGAUUUGGACGGUGCUGGUGAUGGCAGAAGGGACUUGCACUGGCGAAAUGCCCUCCUUUGACCUCAGUCCUAGUUUUGAAGCAAAAAAGAGACCUAAUUCUUCUGAUGGCAGAGACGAGCCCAUGAGAAAAAUGCCUGUGUCAAAAUUUGGUUCAAGACCUCGGUUUGAGCCUGUACACUUUGUCAGUGGUGGAAGCAGUGGAGGAAGUGGUGCUGAUGAGAAGGAGAACGAUAAGGAGCGCAGGAGGAGUGAGUCGUUCGGUAUGAGACAGAGGGACUCUGAACACUCCUCCUACAGCAGCGCCAGCAGACCGCAGGGCGGUACCUCCUCCCUGAGGCCGGCUUUUGACAGAGUCCCGUCGUACAGUUCUGACUCUUGGGGUUCCCACAGAGAUAGAGACCGAGACACUUUUUCAGGUAGUACAAGUGGGCUGGGUUAUGGAGGACGUGGGUCCACCGCAAACUUCAUGGCAAAAACACAGCAGGACUACUCAGCCAAGUAUGAAGCCCACGGCACUCGAAAUUCAGAUUCCUAUUCUCAGCAGCAGAGAUAUAAUGGAUAUGGGGGAGGGAGCAGACCAGCAGGCCGGGAUUCGGGACGUCAGGGUUUGGGGUACAGUCAUCAGGACCGGCCGUCAUCAAGCAGGCCAUUCUGCAGAGUCUACAACAGCCCGGGCAGGAGCAGCCCCACCACUUCACAGCUGGGCUCAUCGUCACAGCCUGUUCCUGUUGCUCAGUCAACGCUGGAUGAGAAGCAAAGGCUGAUUGCCAGUGUAGCGUCUGCGUUGGCUGUUGCUUUCAGGGACCCUAUGUUCAUGACAGGAAGUGAGUCACCAAACUAUAAUUUCAUGUUGAGCCGCAGCAUUCAGGCCUGCAAGACUAAUCCUGAGUAUAUAUAUGUCAACCUGAAGGAUAUACCUCAGGCUGACCUACCGAAGAACAGGAAAGUUCCAACAGAUGGUUACGCCUGUGAACUGAGAUGUCAGGGAGUGUAUCUCGCCACAGGAUACUCUGGUAGUAAAAAUGGGGCGAGGGACCGGGCCUCUGAGCAAGCUGUAAAACUCUUCCUGAAACCAGUCGAGGUUCGUGUGGUGCAGCGUAAAUACAGACACUCAAUUGUCAAUGACAUAGUCGUGUGCCAGAUGCACAGCCCGACCCCGCCCUUUUUACCUGCACUUCGCAACCCAGAGGAUAAACCAACACCCAGCUCUAAGGGCCAAUACGAGCCGGACAGACGGAAGCACUGGACAGAGUUUGUGGUCAUGGACAAUGCUCACGAUGCCAUCUGCAUACUCAACAACUCUGCAGCGUUUAAUCGCAUGAAGAUAGACUAUAAGUUUGACAUGCUCCCCAACAGCAGCGCUUGGCUGUGCAGUGUUUUCCUGCAGGAUGAGCUGGUGGCACAAGCGACCGGCACUAAAAAGAGCUCGAAGCAUGCAGCGGCGGAAGAGGCGGUGAGGAAACUUCGCAUGAACCAGGCGCAGCGACAACAGCAGCAGCAGCAACAACAGCAGCAGCAAGAACAAGAACAACACCAGCAGCAGCAGCAACAAUCACAGUACUCCAGAGGAAACAAUCAGUCAGAUUACGGUGGACGCUUUGGGCAACAGGUCGUAAAAAAGAAGCAUCUGAGCGAGCUGGUCAUCCUGGAAAACUCUGACAAUGCAAUCUGCAUCAUCAAUGACACCGCUCAGUUCAACAAAGUGACUGCUGAUUACAAGUUCACGGUCCUGCCCGAUCAUCGCUGGAGGUGUGAAGUUUACUUAGAAGGACAGUAUGUGGCAGCAGGAAUUGGGCCUAAAAAAAUAGUGAAGCACAUUGCAGCAGAGGAAGCGCUAGCCACCUUGAGACAAACGCAGGCCGUGGUCAAAUCCAACCUAAGGAAGGAGGGUCACAACGAUGCCAUAUCCCGAUCCCAGAUCCUGGCUCGCUCCGGUGAGGAGGCAACAAGGCAGGAGAUCAAGGAAGACAACAUAGGAAACCAGCUGCUCCGCAAGAUGGGCUGGAAAGGAGGUGGUCUGGGCCGAGACGGGGAAGGCAUCGCAGAACCAAUCAGAGUGAAGGAGCAGUUCUCCAGAGAGGGGUUGGGUAUGGACAUGGACAAAACAGGAAACCAGCUCAGCAAGCGUGACAUCGAGGACAUCAUACGUAACUACGCCAGUUCAGACCGCCAGGAUGAUCUCCGCUUCUCCACUGACCUCACCAACGAUGAGCGCAAGCAGAUCCACCAGAUAUCUCAGAAAUACGGCCUCCGGAGCAAGUCGUACGGACAGGGGCGGCAGCGCUUCCUCGUUGUCAGUCGCAAAGUGCACAAAGACCAGCUGAUUGGUCAGCUUCUACAGGAAGGACAGGUGGGACGAUACGAGCUCGUGAAACCUCAGGCCUCUCACUAAUUUGCAUGCAGAGCAAAAUGACAAAAAAAAAGACAAAAAUCUUCAUCGGUUUGGACAUCAGAACAAAUCACACUCAAGCGUGUUUAUACUUGUGUGUAACAGAUUUACAACAGGCAUUAUUAAAGGGGAAUCCUUCAGAUAUCA